This is a messenger RNA of Centruroides sculpturatus (bark scorpion), 1454 nucleotides long. Its product is annotated as zinc finger protein 337-like. The record is from RefSeq and is a predicted model, not a curated record. Gene Ontology annotation, cellular component: nucleus. Gene Ontology annotation, biological process: regulation of transcription by RNA polymerase II. NCBI's taxonomy places the organism in Eukaryota, Metazoa, Arthropoda, Arachnida, Scorpiones, Buthidae. Gene Ontology annotation, molecular function: DNA-binding transcription factor activity, RNA polymerase II-specific; RNA polymerase II transcription regulatory region sequence-specific DNA binding. Bases 163 to 1200 code for a protein of 345 amino acids. The transcript has 3 exons.
UUUAUUUACGAAAAAUUAAAAUUUUACUCAUUUUUCGUAAACACAAUUAAAGUACUUUUAUGGUUAUUUAAACUGUACAUGAAAUAACACUUGUGUAGAAGAAACUUGCAGCUUGGUACGUAGUAAAUUAAGAAAGACUUUAGAUCCUUGAAAAACAGAAAAAUGAAAUAUAGGUGCAUAGCAUGUGAUAUGAUUUUUAAUGAUAAAAAUUUAUUAAUUUUUCAUCAAAGAAAUCAUGCAUACGAAAAACAUCGGUGUAAAAUCUGCCUACAAGGAUUUUUAACAGAAAAAGCUUCAGUAGAACACAUAAAUGACAACCAGUCAAAAGCGAAACCUUAUAUUUGUGAACAGUGCUCUAAGGGUUACAAAACUGAAAAAGUUUUGCUUACUCAUCUGAAAAUGUGUGCAGAAAAACCGUAUAAAUGUACAACUUGUCCCGCAGAUUUUUCAACUGUAAAAAAACUAUUGCAGCACAACAGGGAACACGAAAUUUUAGCACCUCCCACUCAAGUAUUACAGGAACUAUCGAUGAAAGCGAGUCCUUCAACUCGAAACGUGGAACAACCAUGGAUAAAAGAGGAACCUACAAAUCGAAAUGUGCUGGUCCCGUGGAUGGAGGCUGAUCCUUCUGCUCAAAACGUGCAACAACCAUGGAUGCAAGCUGAUCCUUCUACUCAAAACGUGCUAAAACCUCGGAUGCAAGCUGAUUCUUUUACUCAAAACGUGCAACAACCAUGGAUGCAAGCUGACCCUUCUACAAAAAACGUGCUAGAACCACGGAUUCAAGCUGAUUCUUCUACUGAAAAUGUGCAACAACCAUGGAUGCAAGCUGACUCUUCUACACCAAAUCUGCUGUUACCACAGAUGCAAGCUGCUUCUUCUACUCAAAACGUACAACAACCGUGGAUGCAAGCUGAUUCUUCUACUCAAAACGUACAACAACCGUCGAUGCAACCUGAUUCUUCUACUCAAAGGGUGCAACAACCGUGGAUGCAACCUGAUUCUUCUACUCAAAACGUGCAGGAACCAGGGAUGCAACCUGAUUCUUCUACUCAAAACGUGCAGGAACCAGGGAUGCAACCUGAUUCUUCUACUCAAAACGUGCAGGAACCAUGGAUGCAAGCUGAUUCUUCUUUUCAAAACGUGCUGGAACCAUGGGUGCAAGCUGAUUCUUCAACUCGAAAUGUUCAACAGCCAUAAAUGCAUUCAGGAACCUUUGUCAAUGAUAGGCUUUGUCAUUCAUUAGCAUUCGUUGUUCCACCAAUGUGUAAAUCACUCCGAAUAGAAUAAAACAGUGAAAGAUAAAUGUCAUAAUAAUCGCUACUUCUACUUUAGUUGUUGAGUGUAGCAGGGAAUUUUUUUUACUUUUAAUGUAAUUUGGAAAUUUUUCUCUGUAUUUUUAAUUCAUUUUAUUGUUAAGUUUUGCUGAUAAAUCUCUGUGAAAUGCUGUUAAA